GAAAAUAUUUGCAAAAUGAGCUCAAUUUAUUCUCCAAAUUUUAAAACUUUUGAUAACCAGAAGGAUCAAGGACACAGAGAGAGACAUAAGUUUGCUACUCAGACCCAUAUGAAUGACCUCCUGGACAUGGCAAGGAACAAUCUAGAUGGCUUGAAUAGCUCAAUGAACAGAUCUAGAGAGCGGGACUAUGAAAAUAUACCAAAGAGCAAGCUUAACAUGUACAAGUUUCUGGAAUACAAUAGACCGCCGUCAACUCCUUCUGCUAAGUUCAGGAUGAGGGAUAACUAUAUGGGAUCGAAAAUAGGUAGCCCAAUCUCGAGAGCGGGCGAUAGUAUAAAUAUUGAUAAUAUCAAUAACCAAUCAUACCUCAGCGUAGAAGGAUCCCCGGCUCAAGAGGCUACAUAUGAGGGACUGCCUCCUAAAACUCCAUUAGGGCUUGCUAGUCCUCAGAUAAAUAAUGCUGAUUUAAAUCAUCAUAGUAUCAGCAUCAAGUUAGCUAAUCAAGCUCAGAUCCUACAAGACAAAAUCGAACUGGAGUUCAAGGGUCAGAUGGCUGCAUCCAAAGAGGAGAUGCUGUUCCUUCAGAAAGAAAUGACCGAUAACAUCAAACAAGAUUUGAAAAAGGCUUCAGAAUGAGCAGAUGAUCUAGAAACCCUCCAGAAGAAAUUCGAUGAGUACAAAACAGAGACGACAGGCCGUCUAGACUUAGUCCUUAGAGAGAUUGAGUUAGUCAAGGCUGAGAACAACACACUUCGUGAUGAAGUUAUCAAAAGUUCUCAUAAAGUCGAUCAAGUCGAGAAGAUCAAGCACCAGGUAGAUGAUUCCCUCGGAUCUCUUGAAGAGACUCUCAAGCGGGAUCUGAGGCCUAUGAUAGAUGAAAUAACAACUCAGUUAAAUCAAUUGGAGAAUCAAUUCAAGAAUGACUCCAGACAGAAGGAUACUAGCAUUAGGACUCUUGUAACUUCACUUGAUGAACACGUUGAUACCUUCAAUAAAUAUAAGAAAGAUACACAGAAAAAGCUGACGAGAUAUAUCAACAGUGAAGGUUUAGAUGACCUCAGAGUAGAGCUCUCUAAAGAUUAUAUCCACAAGAUCAACAAAAAUGCAAAGGAACUGGAAGUUAAUUUAGAAGACCAGCGUGUCCAAGUUCAGGACAUUCAAAAGAGGCUUGGCAAGAGAAUAGAUACUCUUGAAGAGACCUCGAACCAAGUGCUAGACCAGAUAGAUACCCUCAAAGGAAGAGAUCUCAGUAGGAGCUCUGCUCCUAAAGAGACUCCAGGCAUGCGCCAACUUGAAGGAAAAGUGAAACGUCUUCAAGAUGAUGUUGAGGAUAUCAGCUUUAAGGUCAACCAGCUUGACAAAAAGAUCGAUGGGGCCAAUUCUCUUAAUCUUAUCAGGAACGAUAGCCAGAUGAUCCAAGAAACCAAACUCAAGAGCACAGGUCUCAGGAUCCCAGAGAAUUCUUCUGAAGAUGAAGAGGAAAAGGUACAAAAUCUAACUCAAAAGUAUCAAACCAAGCUUGAAAAAGUGGACUCAUUCAACGAUUUGGAGGAAGUACAAUUGGAGGAGGACAAGCCCAGUUUAAUGAAGAAGGACAAGAGCUCUAACUCGAUAUGGGGAACCAAUAAUAGACCUAGUCACUCCUCCAGACCAUCUGCAUCUCAGAGGAGCAGUAGAGUCUCUAGUAAGAAAUCUUCAAGACCUUCUAAGAAAACUGAGGAGAGAGUUGAGCCAUUUAAAAAGUCUGAACCUUCCUUAAAAUCUGAAUCUAAAGAGGAAUCUAAAAAGGUAGAAACUGUACAGAAGUUUGAAAUGUUUGAUGAAGAAAAGAAAAAGAAGCAGCUUGCUGAAAAGAUUGCUCCUUCUCAGAGGCCCGAACCUACUCAGAAGGCUGUGUCACAUCAGAAAACAGGACCUGCUCAGAACACAGGGUUCUUAGAUAACCUAGACUCAAGCUUUAACGAAGAAGAUAGUGAAGAUGAGAGUGGAUUAGAGAGUUCCAAAGGAGGUGUCCAAUUUUUCGGAAAUCAAAAUAAGCUUAGCACAAAUACUGCAAGCAAGGCUCCAGCUCAGCAAUCUCAGAAGGAAAUAGAGAGAAUAACUAAUCAAUUAAUCGAAGAUGAGAUUAGCAAGAGUAUGGCCAAGCACAAAAACAUCACCCAAGCUCAUGAGCUGAUUAACCCAGUUAGAAAUAGAAAUGUGCCUUCUUGGAGAAGCCAGAUCGAGCCUGUAUCUCAAGUAGACACCAAGCCGAAAGCUUUUGAGUACAGAGGGAUCAGAAGGCAAACAGAGAGUAUCCAAAAUCCCAAGAACGACUUCGGUGACUGGGAUGUCACCAAUAAUGACCAGAGGCAGUCAGAUCCAAGCGAUUUUCAGGCCAAGCAAGAGGUUGACUCUGAAAGCAUCGAAGAUGAUUGGGACUAUGAGCCUGAAGAAAAAAAGACUAAAGCACAGCCAGCAGCCCAAAGGAACCAAGAUAUGUACAACAAGCCCCAACCAGCUUUCAAUAGACCCCAGCCAGCUGCUAGCAAACCACAAAAAGAAGCAAAGCCAAGAAAUAGUGGGUUUGAUUAUGGAGGUCUAGAUGACUUCGAUGAAGAAAGCAUGGAUCACUCAGUAGAAUCAGCCUCUGAUGACUACGAUUGGGGAUCAAUGGAAUUUUAAGCAGACGUAUACCUUUCUU
Moneuplotes crassus is the source of this 2683-nucleotide messenger RNA. Lineage: Eukaryota; Ciliophora; Spirotrichea; Euplotida; Euplotidae. The record is from the annotation of a GenBank genome assembly.